Molecule: messenger RNA, 1140 nt
Organism: Mesocestoides corti
Lineage: Eukaryota; Metazoa; Platyhelminthes; Cestoda; Cyclophyllidea; Mesocestoididae
Source: the annotation of a GenBank genome assembly
AUGCAGGUUACGGAUAAUCCAACCGACUACUCUCCCUCCAUUCCUCGAAUUCCUCCAAAUUUUCAUAUUGAGACUGUAGGUGAAUCGCAAUUUGUUAUACCUGAUCGAUAUUCUGGAUUGCAUCCCAUCGGAACCGGUGCCCAAGGCUAUGUCGUUUCGGCCUAUGAUUCGCUUUGCCAACGAAAGGUCGCGAUAAAAAAAUUAACCCAUCCAUUCCAGAACGUAACUCAUGCCAAGCGAGCAUAUCGCGAAAUCGUCCUAAUGAAACUUGUCAACCACCGAAAUAUCAUAUCCCUUUUGGAUGCCUUCAGCCCUCAGUCAACACUGGAUGAAUUCCAAGAUGUAUAUCUCGUUAUGGAACUCAUGGACGCGAGUUUGUCACAUGUGAUCCACAUGGAGUUGGACCACGAGAGGUUUUCGUUUUUGCUCUACCAAAUUCUCUGUGGAGUGAAGCACCUCCACGUGGCUGGCAUCAUCCACCGCGACCUGAAGCCAAACAACAUCGCCGUGAAGCACGACUGCACCCUCAAGAUCCUAGACUUCGGUCUGGCGCGAUCCAGCACCGAGAACUUCAUGAUGACGCCCUACGUUGUCACACGUUACUAUCGGGCUCCAGAGGUGAUCCUUGGAAUGGGCUACACGGCCAAUGUGGACAUCUGGUCGGUGGGCUGCAUCUUUGCCGAGAUGGUCCUCGAACGCACCUUCUUCCCGGGCACCGACCACAUCGACCAGUGGACCAAAAUCACCGCCGAACUCGGCACGCCCUCGAUGGAGUUCAUCAACCGCCUCGACAGGGAUGUUAGGAACUACGUUCUCUCUCGACCUCACGUGCCGCGACGGUCUUUUGAAACCAUGUUUCCUGACGAGGUCUUUCCCGAAGCCAGUCGGCGACACGCGGAUCUCAACCCGGCGACAGCACGUGAUCUCCUCAGCCGUAUGCUGGUCAUUGAUCCGGUGGAGCGGAUCUCCGUGGACGACGCCCUCAGGCACCCCUACGUCAGUCUGUGGAGUGAUGAUGCCGAAAUUAACGGCCCACCUCCAGGACGCUAUGACCCAGAUGUGGACAACCAAAGUCGAUCUGUGGAGGAGUGGAAAGAGCUGAUCUUCAACGAGGUGCGGAAUUUCACCCCACGGACCUAG